ACCUGUGAGAAAUGAGCCAGAAGGCAGUAUGUUGAGUGGUGUGGAGUAUAAAAGCAGCUUCUUCAGUUUGCUCUAGCAUGAGCCACCCUUUCCAUCAACACACAGUCUAUGUCAAAUCCAGCAUUUACAAUUUCCUGCUUCAAAAUGGCGUCAAAGAAAGUGUUGAUUGUGUAUGCACACCAGAGCUCUGGCUCGUUCAACUCUGCAGCCAAAGACGCUGCGGUGGAAGUUUUAACUGCUAAGGGCUGCACAGUAGAAGUAUCUGACCUGUAUGCCAUGAAGUUUAAGGCCACUGCUACAGCUGAGGACAUCACUGGAAAAGUUAAGAAUGUAGAUCACUUCUGUUACGGAGAGGAGACCAAACUGGCAUGGGAGGCGGGAAAGCUUACUGCUGAUAUCACUGAAGAACAACGCAAACUCACUGAGGCAGACCUCGUCAUUUUUCAGGUAGAGCCAGAAUUGGUAUGUUUCUGUUUUGUUAAGCCAUGCCUCUGUUAUGAACUAACCUUAAGCCCUACUGCUCAGUUCCCCAUGUACUGGUUCACUGUUCCUGCCAUCAUGAAGGGCUGGAUGGACCGGGUGCUCACACUGGGCUUUGCCUUCACCCACGAGAAGCGCUACAGCCAGGGAAUCUUCAAGGACAAGAAGGCCAUGCUCUCCUUCACCACUGGGUCUCAGGAGUCCAUGUUCAGUGCAAAUGGCAUCAAUGGAGACAUGAAUGUCACUCUUUGGCCACUGCAGAAUGGCAUCCUGCACUACUGUGGGUUCCAGGUUCUGGCUCCUCAGAUCUUCUGGGCCCCGUCUCACGUUCCCUCUGAGGCACGCGGUACUAUGCUGGAGGGCUGGCGCACGCGCAUGCAAGGCCUCCUGGGAGAAAACCCACUUGCUUUCACUCCCUUGGACUGCUUUGAUGGGGAGAAGGGUUACCAGCUGAAGCCUGAGGUCCAUGAGAAACAUGCCGCCAAGGAGUUUGGACUGACCGUGGGGACCCACCUGGGCAAGGCCCUGCCACCCAACAACCAGAUGAAAGCCGGAGUCUGAAGAAUGAAUGACUGUUGUUGGUUUUUUAUGAUGAUAAAUAAAAGCUGGUUAAUAUGUUCUGAAUUUCUGUUGAAUACUUGGAAACUGUAUUGUAGUUCUAAUGGCUGGGGUUUGCAUAUACAAUAAUUGGAGCCAAUAAAUCAAGUAAAGGGCUUAUUGUA
Molecule: messenger RNA, 1202 nt
Organism: Gymnodraco acuticeps
Lineage: Eukaryota; Metazoa; Chordata; Actinopteri; Perciformes; Bathydraconidae
Product: ribosyldihydronicotinamide dehydrogenase [quinone]-like
Exons: 5
Coding region: 109-1041 (310 amino acids)
Cellular component (GO): cytosol
Molecular function (GO): NAD(P)H dehydrogenase (quinone) activity
Source: RefSeq, a predicted model, not a curated record